CUUGUUUUUCUUCUUCGAUCCAUGUCCAUCAGUCUUUCAUCCAUAAUUCACAUUGUGAUGCUUGUUUGAUCUGAUUCUGAUUCUACUGUCAACGUGCUUCUACAAGGAUCAUCUCAAUUAUUUUGUAUUUUUCAUUCAUGUACCUACAGAGAAGUCGUACGUGAAACGCGGUCAAUGACAUUGAUGUUGACAAUCUAUUUCUACUAGCGACAUAGACAUACCAGUAUAUGUAUGACAAGAAGAACCAUAAAAGUUCGAGCUAAAGAUUUUUGUGAAUACAUUCAAGAAAGGCAAAGCUUCCCAAGAUCAAGAACAGUAAACAACAUUAUAGAAGUAAACUACAAAAAAGAUGUUGGGUCGUAAGCGUCUGGGUAAGGGGCCGCCAGAGAAGAAAAAGCUUCCCUCCUGGCGUGUGGAAGAGGACGAUGAGAGCAAGAAGGACGCGGACGAGAAGCAAGGAUCUUCAGCUGCAACGACAUCAGGAGGUGGAGUGAAGGUGAAUCUUAACGUCGGGAGUAAUCAUCGCACCAGCGACAACCGCAGUAACAACUACAGGAAUGACAAUGGCGACAAAAACAACAAGUCGAGUUAUUCAUCAAGUAGAACAACUAAUGAAACAGCAACCGCAUCUUCUUCUACGUCGAGACGAAAUCGAGAGAAAAAAGACGAUGACUCAGACGAAGAGGAGGUGCAGCUGACUGAGGCCGAGCUUCGAGAAUUCCGUUUACAGAACGAAAAGGAGGACAGAGAAGAGCGAUUACGACGUUCGCAAGCGUUGUUGAAGGAACAAGAGGAAGAGCGGAAGAGGCAAUUGAAAGCAGAGAGAAGAAAAAGAAAAAAAAAGGCUUUUGCCUGGAUGGACAGCGAUGAAGAUGAUGACGACGACGAUGACGACGACCUUCCGCAAAGAGGAGCGAAGUUAUGCUGAGUGCAGAGUUUCAACCUUGAAUAUUAUAUAUCUUAAAAAACGUUUUCUGUUCCUAUUUCAUUGAUCUAAUAGUAGAGUGUCAUUAAAUGUACUACAUGUACAUCUGCAUGUACAGAUUGAGUGCCUGUGCCUCAUGUUUACUGCUCGUCCCACGCACUAGAUUAAACAUUGUCUACUUUUCUGUACACUACACAACUACACUGUCACGACAGCACACGACCAACACGUCAUCUAAUCCGAGAAAUCUCCUUAGCCGAACGUGAUGCCGAAGCUGCGAGGGCUAGAAAUGGCGGUCCUCCAGGGAAUAGACCCGUUCCCGCUUGUUUUAGUGGGAAGGAGCAUCUGUACAAAACCAAGUUGUGUCAAAAGCAUCAGAACGGCUUUUGCCAAUGGGGUGACUCCUGCCACUAUGCUCACGGAGCCUCCGAACUACGACCCGCAGCGCAACAGUACAACAACUACCAAAACUACGGUGGAAAUCAUGGUGGAGCUGGAGGGCCUCAAGGACAAUAUGGACACGAUGGAGGCCCUCAGACGAAUUAUUACCAACAACAUCAGCAGUUUGCGAAUGCUCAACAGCAGGCUGCGAUGAACAUGAUGUGGAACAAUGCGGGUGGUGGGGCUAGUUCGUCAAAUUUUUACAAUCCUGCGAUGAUGAACCCUCAAAUGAUGAAUCCUGCGUUCAUGAACAUGAUGAUGAUGAACAACAUGAUGAUGAUGAACGGAGGUGCUGGAGGUAUGCCGCAACAACAUCCAGGUGGAAUGAUGAUGGGAGGUAAUCCAGCUGCUGCGGGAAUGAUGAACUACGACGAAGAUCAGGGAAAUCAAGCAGCGUCUAGCCAAGCAGGAGUACCACAGGCUUCAGCUUCAAGCUCAAAAGGGCAUCAACAAGGACCAGGUGCAGCUGACUCCUCUUCUAGUCAAGCACGCAGAUCAAGGUCACGAAGUAGACAGAGAAAUACCGAUGAUGGAACUACAACAUCCAGUACAACAGCAACGUUUCCACCACAGGCGCCUCCUGGAGCAAGUGGCGAUCCUCACAUGAUGAUGCAUAUGAUGCGAGUGAUGGCGAUGAUGCAACCGCAAGCGGGUGCGGGACAACAAGAUUCGUCACCCUGA
Amoebophrya sp. A25 is the source of this 2047-nucleotide messenger RNA. Lineage: Eukaryota; Dinophyceae; Syndiniales; Amoebophryaceae. The record is from the annotation of a GenBank genome assembly.